Molecule: messenger RNA, 1287 nt
Organism: Stylonychia lemnae
Lineage: Eukaryota; Ciliophora; Spirotrichea; Sporadotrichida; Oxytrichidae
Source: the annotation of a GenBank genome assembly
AUGGCUUUACUAUAGGAACGUCAUGAUGAAGGCAGAAGAUAAAAUAAUAAUAGACAACUUGAUGAUUUCGAGAAUGACCCAGCUCUAGAUGACGAGACGAAGGCAAAACUGAGAAGAGAAAAGGCAGCUAUUGAAAGAAAAAGGAUUAGAGAACUCAUCAGACUUAGAAGAGAUGUUGAGGCAGAAAAGACUUCUGCAGGUGUUUGGGCAAGACAAGCAGAAGAAGAGUUCAAAAAGAGAAUCCUUUUGCCGAAUUCUUUAUUGAAGACAGUAAAGACUAUAAUAAUAGUCUCACUGAUGACUUUCAUCUAUAUUGCUUGGCUUUGUGGACAUAAGACAACAGCUUGCUAGAAUACUCUACUAAAAAACAUAACUUUAGAGGACAGAUUUUUGUAUUUACUGUAUUGGAUUACUACAUUCUUGCACCUCCUCUCUAUAGUGAUUAUGUUCUCAAAUUUUGGAAGAGGAACAGUUGUCUUAUCAGUAUUGAUGGGUAUUUUGAGUUUUGUUUGGCACAUCUCAAACCUUAUCCUGUACUUUACAAGUAAUGACAAUAAUGCCAAUCUCCCAUUCAUGUACUGGGCUGAAAUGAUUCUUAACUUUAUACUAAUACUUGCCAGCAUUCAAAUACUGAUCAAAGUCGACUUUGUACCACUCACCCCAGAGGAGAUUGAAAAGAUUGAACUUCAGGAAUUGAAACAUAGAAUGGAGAUCAAGCAGUAGUAGAGAAUGGAAAAAUAGAAAAAGGCUCAGGAACAUCUUGAAGUGAAUGAGUUUGGCAAGAAUAAUGGACCAAGAGAUGGUAAUUAUAAUCAAAUAAAUAAGGAGUUUUAAAACAACUUAAACAAACAAAAGAACUUUCUUUUCACUUAAACUCCCAGAACUCAAGAUAUGUGCAAGACUUAUGAUUUUUGUGGCAUUUUCCUAGCUAUAUUUGUAAGAAUCAACCUUCCCAUUGCGUGUGCCUCUAUCAGGGAUGGGAACAUUUUACGGCUUAACGUUCAACUAUUUAUGCUUGAUGAGCUUACUUUCACAUUGGAGAGCCGCAUGGGCAGACCCAGGAGUGAUUAAAAAAGGAAUGGUAAAAUACAAAUCAAAUUAGUCAAUAAUCUAAAGGAACCUCCAGGUGAAAUGGAUCCUGCUAGAGUUAAAUUGUGCAAGAAGUGUGAUAAUUCAUGGAAGCCUGAGAGAGCUCAUCAUUGCUCUGAGUGUGGCAACUGCAUUUUCAAAGUAAAUCACCACCAAGUUAAUUUAUCUAUUAGAUGGACCACCAUUGCCCAUGGGUGA